AUGCAGAGUGGAAAUACGACGGCAUCAGAUAUUUUCGGCAACUGUGAUCAUGCAAACAGUUCAGUGGGCACAGUUCCUGCUGGUUCACGAUUAGCACAGUACCUUCAACCACCUUUGCCUCGCCAUUCAUCAUGGAAUACCCCACUGUCUCAGCCACAAACUGCAAACGCUCCAUAUGGCCUUAGUAGUCAAGCUGGAAUGCCGCCCUCAACGGUACGUUCAUUCAUUACAAACGUGAUCAUUUCAUCGCUCAACUAG
Messenger RNA from Anisakis simplex (herring worm), 258 nucleotides. Lineage: Eukaryota; Metazoa; Nematoda; Chromadorea; Rhabditida; Anisakidae. The record is from the annotation of a GenBank genome assembly.